Messenger RNA from Nerophis ophidion (straightnose pipefish), 4898 nucleotides. Its product is annotated as AP-2 complex subunit alpha-2-like. Gene Ontology annotation, cellular component: AP-2 adaptor complex; membrane coat. The transcript has 22 exons. Lineage: Eukaryota; Metazoa; Chordata; Actinopteri; Syngnathiformes; Syngnathidae. Gene Ontology annotation, molecular function: clathrin-cargo adaptor activity. The record is from RefSeq and is a predicted model, not a curated record. Gene Ontology annotation, biological process: intracellular protein transport; clathrin-dependent endocytosis. The coding region runs from base 707 to 3658 and encodes 983 amino acids.
AGUGCGCGGUCCCGCGGUCGUCCUGCUGUCACGAGCUUUAUCCAGGCAGCGGGGUGAAGGCUUGGAGAAUUUACAACGGGUACAAAUUACACCAUCUCUCCUAUUCCGCCCAAUUUUUUUGGCGCCACACGCUAAAAGAGAGCACCGUUGUACUUUCAUACCGCCGCUUGGCAACCCACCGAGACUGACGACGGCGUUGUUUCGGUCAACCUGGGAUGUAUUGCAGUAUUUGAAGGCUAUUUGCUAGCCAGCUAGCUAGCUAGCUAGCCGAACGCUGCGUGCUAACUUAACGGUGCGGUCAUUUCCUCAACGUUUCUUCGCCUAACAUUACCAACAAUAUUCAACGCAUUAUGUUGUUUUAACGACAGUUAACUCCCGUUGCCGUGUGUCGUGUCCGUCGCUUUUUUUGAAAUCGUCGCCCGAGGAGGAUUGAAUGAAAUAGCUUGACAUCGCCUGCGGAAAGGAGACAGUUAACGGGGAUAAGGUUUUAUUUACCGUGCUCCUCCUUGGUCACCGCCGCUAAGACCUUGUGUAGACAUACAACAAUUGUAACAGCUAAGUACACCUUUUUUUGGGGGGGGGGGGGGGCGAUUUACUAGUUGUGCUAAAUAGCUUGCCUUUACGCUCCAAGUCCUCUCCAUCGAAGAAGAAGCUGACCAGCAGCGGUUCCUUUUCCACCUUUUAGGCCGGACAGAAACCUGCAAAAAUGCCGGCUGUGUCCAAAGGAGAUGGAAUGCGAGGAUUAGCUGUUUUUAUUUCGGACAUCAGGAAUUGUAAAAGCAAGGAAGCGGAGAUCAAACGGAUCAAUAAGGAGCUGGCCAACAUUCGCUCCAAAUUUAAAGGGGACAAGGCUCUUGAUGGCUACAGCAAGAAGAAAUAUGUCUGCAAGUUGCUGUUUAUCUUUUUGCUUGGCCAUGAUAUUGACUUUGGACACAUGGAGGCGGUCAACCUGCUGAGUUCCAACAAGUACACAGAAAAGCAGAUUGGCUAUCUCUUCAUCUCAGUGCUGGUCAACAGCAACAGUGAGCUCAUCCGUCUGAUUAACAACGCCAUCAAAAAUGACCUGUCCAGCCGCAACCCCACUUUCAUGUGCCUGGCUCUUCACUGCAUUGCCAACGUUGGCAGCCGUGAGAUGGCGGAGGCCUUCGCCAGUGAAAUCCCGCGCAUCUUGGUUGCUGGUGAUACCAUGGAUAGUGUGAAGCAGUCAGCUGCCCUCUGUCUGCUGCGCCUCUAUAAGACAUCCCCUGAUUUGGUGCUGAUGGGGGAGUGGACAUCCCGCGUGGUGCACCUUCUCAAUGACCAACAUAUGGGAGUGGUGACUGCAGCCAUCUCACUUAUCACUUGUUUGAGCCAGAAGAAUCCAGAUGAGUUCAAGACCUGUGUUUCCUUGGCGGUGUCUCGACUCAGCAGAAUUGUGUCAUCAGCCUCCACCGACCUGCAGGACUACACCUACUACUUUGUUCCAGCACCAUGGCUCUCUUGUAAGCUUCUGCGUCUUCUGCAAUGCUAUCCUCCACCUGAAGAUGGAGCUGUAAAGGGCCGUCUGGUGGAGUGUCUAGAAACCAUCCUCAACAAGGCCCAGGAACCACCCAAGUCAAAGAAGGUGCAGCAUUCUAAUGCUAAGAAUGCAAUCCUUUUUGAGGCUAUUUCUCUGAUCAUCCACUAUGACAGUGAGCCCAAUCUGCUUGUGCGAGCCUGUAAUCAACUGGGCCAGUUCCUGCAGCACAGAGAGACUAACCUGCGCUACCUGGCUCUGGAAAGCAUGUGUACUUUGGCCAGUUCUGAGUUUUCACAUGAAGCAGUCAAGACGCACAUUGAGACGGUCAUAAAUGCCCUAAAGACGGAGAGAGAUGUUAGUGUUCGACAGAGAGCGGCAGAUCUGUUGUAUGCCAUGUGCGAUCGCAGCAAUGCCAAACAGAUCGUAGCUGAGAUGCUCAGUUACCUAGAGACAGCAGACUACUCCAUCAGAGAGGAGAUGGUGCUCAAAGUAGCCAUACUGGCUGAGAAGUAUGCUGUUGAUUACUCGUGGUACGUUGACACCAUUCUCAACCUCAUCCGUAUUGCUGGCGACUAUGUCAGUGAAGAGGUCUGGUACCGUGUCAUCCAGAUUGUCAUUAACCGCGAUGAUGUCCAAGGCUAUGCUGCUAAGACGGUCUUUGAGGCCCUUCAGGCCCCUGCCUGUCAUGAAAACAUGGUGAAGGUUGGAGGAUACAUUCUGGGAGAAUUUGGUAAUCUCAUUGCUGGUGACCCCCGUUCCAGCCCCUUGGUCCAGUUCAAUCUCCUUCACUCCAAGUUCCAUUUGUGCUCUGUGCCUACUCGUGCCCUGCUGCUGUCAGCCUACAUCAAAUUCAUCAACUUGUUCCCAGAGACUAAGACUACAAUCCAGGAGGUUCUGCGCUGCGACAGCCAGAUUCGUAACUCUGAUGUAGAACUGCAGCAGCGUGCUGUGGAGUAUUUGAAGCUCUCUUCUAUUGCCAGCACCGAUGUCUUGGCAACCGUUUUGGAGGAGAUGCCUCCUUUCCCAGAGAGAGAAUCUUCAAUCUUGGCUAAGCUGAAGAAGAAGAAGGGUCCUGGUGCAGUGUCCGUGACAGACCUUGAAGACAACAAACGGGAAGGCGGGGAGCUGAAUGGGGGCGGUGAACGGGGCCCCGACACAACAGCAAUGGCUGCCUCCAAUGCUUCCACCCCAUCACCAUCAGCAGACCUCCUCGGCAUUCGUUCUGGACCUCCUGUUGGCACGGCUCCAACCAGUGCCGGUAGCCUACUGGUGGAUGUGUUUUCUGAAGCAGGGCCCGCUGCACCUUCUGCUGCAGUGAAUGACGAUGGUUUCCUAAGAGAUCUGGAACAGCCCACCGAGACCUCUGACUCCCUAUUGGUGGAGGGUUCUUGUGACUCGGACUCUGCUCCUCCCUCUGAGGAUCCUGCUCCCCCUAUGUCUGAGGCUGAUGAACUUCUUAACAAGUUUGUGUGUAAGAACAAUGGAGUUCUGUUUGAAAAUCAGCUUCUACAGAUUGGCAUCAAGUCCGAAUAUCGUCAAAAUCUCGGGAGAAUGUAUUUAUUCUAUGGGAACAAGACAUCGGUGCAAUUUGCCAGCUUUACCACCACAGUCAGCUGUCCAGGAGAGCUCCAGCCACAGCUCAAUGUACAGACCAAACCAGUGGAGCCACUGGUAGAGGGAGGAGCCCAAAUCCAGCAAGUCCUCAACAUAGAGUGUCUGACUGACUUUUCUGAUGCUCCACUGCUCAACAUCAAGUUCAGAUACGGAGGAGCUCUGCAAAACUUGACCCUCAAGCUCCCCGUCACCAUCAACAAAUUCUUUCAGCCCACUGAAAUGUCCUCAAAUGAUUUCUUCCAGCGUUGGAAACAGCUGAGCCUGCCUCAACAAGAAGCACAAAAGAUAUUCAAAGCUAACCACAGCAUGGACACAGAAGUACUUAAGGCCAAGCUACUAGGACUUGGAGCGGCCCUGCUGGACAAUGUCGAUCCAAACCCAGAGAACUACGUGUCUGCUGGAGUGAUCCAGACCAAGGGUCAGCAGGUUGGCUGUCUGCUAAGACUGGAGCCUAAUGCCCAGGCACAGAUGUACCGACUGACUUUGCGCUCUAGCAAGGACUCCGUGUCAAAGCGCCUCUGUGAGCUGCUGGCCCUGCAGUUCUAGACUUGCGAGAGCUCCAGAACUUUAUCAAGACCAUUUCCUCCCAGAUUCUUUAAAAAACAAAACACACACAAAAAAAAAACUACCUACAUAAGGGAAACACAGCCACUGUUAGCAGCAGUGGCCAUAUUAUUGUCAUUAUUCUAAUUCAUCUUCGAUUUGAUUAUUAACAUCUUCCUACAUUAUUUUUGUUUUGUGGCGUGUAGCAGCCGGGCUCGUGCGUGUGUGUGCGUGUGUGUGCGUGUGUGUGUGUGUGUGUGUGUGUGUGUGUGUGUGUGUGUGUGUGUGUGUGUGUGUGUGUGCGUGCUUUAUCUCGGCUGCUGUGUAUUACUGAUGUUUAAGUGGGUGUUGAUGAAAUGGGAGGAUAGUAUUCAUCAUAGAGAUUUAUAUUCUCCCAUGCCCUUUACACACACAGUUUCUUGAAUGAAGACCCAAAGGUCCUACUGUCGGUCCAUUUCAAACAUUCCCCGUGAUCAUCGGCCAGUAAAAAUGCACCUAAGGGUUUUUGGGACGAUCCCCCCCGAUUCCUCCGCUCUACGUUUCAGUCAAUCGAUGGUUUGUUUGGUAUCGACGUGUCUGUAAAUAAGUGUUCACUCGACUGCAAUCAUUCCCGUCAAUCCCAGCGAAUAGGAAGCAAGGUUUCGGAGAGUUGGGACCGCUCUUAUCCCCACCGCUCUGCUGUGUAAACCCAAACAGCCAUUUUUAAGCUGAUGUCUUUUUGAGACACGUCAUCAGGCGUCUGGCUUUCGUUUUUAAAAGACACAACGCUUACAAGUUGAAAAAGUCGUCCUUACCUAGCAGGAAUGGCCAGAUCCCGUAUAUUAGCGCCGCUUGCCGUGUCGUGUUCAGGAGGAAAUGUUGGCGAUGUUCUCCGCCACAAUAAAAGCAGCAUAAACACUUCACCCGACGUUCGGCAAGGACCUUUUUUGGGGGGCUUCCUCUUGCACACAGCAGCAGUAGUGAUAUAGCGGAAGAGUCGUCAUUGUAAUUACAGAGGACUUCUAUAUAAAAGUGUGUGACUGGGAGCAGGUAAUACAAAAGAAGAGACAUUGUCACCAAGCAUUGUAGUGGAAAGCUUUUUUUUGUGUGUGUGUGUCAUUCUGUGGGUGUGUGUGCGUUAUCCACCGGCUAAUGCAGCCUCAUGUAUUUGAUGUUUAAAAGAAAAUGUCCAAUACCUGUGUUAGAAUUAAGAUUUACUCUGUAAUGAAAAAAAUGUGAAAGUAAAACUAUGCCAUAUAUCCGA